Aspergillus saccharolyticus JOP 1030-1 is the source of this 1125-nucleotide messenger RNA. RefSeq lists its product as uncharacterized. The record is from RefSeq and is a predicted model, not a curated record. Bases 1 to 1125 code for a protein of 374 amino acids. NCBI's taxonomy places the organism in Eukaryota, Fungi, Ascomycota, Eurotiomycetes, Eurotiales, Aspergillaceae. The transcript is spliced from 2 exons.
AUGCAUGCGGAGCAGGACUACACCACCUUCUACCCGUGCAGUGAGCUGCCGGUGCGUGGCUACACCACCCUCUGCCUCAACAACGCCCAGAGCAAGACCGGCCUCAUGAACGACCUCGACUUUGAGACCAUGAUGACCGAUGUGGGCACGGGCGUGCAGUUCCUGCGCAACCUGACCGAGAUCGACCAGGUCAUCAUCUGGGGUCACUCCGGUGGUGGUGCCAUGAUGGCCGCCUACCAGAACGUGGCGGAGAAUGGCGCCUCUGCCUGCAACGGCACGGAGAAGCUGUACCCCUGCUCCAGUGCGAUGGAUGGACUGCCUGCUGCGGACGGAGUCCUCCUCAUCGACGCCAACUACGGCCUGUCCACCAUGACUCUGCUCUCCCUCAACCCCGCCAUCACCAACGAGACCACCGGGGCGGACAUCAACUCGAAGCUGAACCUCUACAGCCCCGCCAACGGCUGGACCGCCGACGGCGCCAACUACACCUCCACCUUCGUGCAGGAGUUCUUGGCGGGCGUCGCGGCCCGUUGGAACCGCAUCCUGGCCUCCGCGAGGGAGCGCAACGAGCUGAUUGCCGCGGGUAACGGCGAUUACAGCGACGACGAGGGCCUGGUGAUCCCCGAUGCCAACUACCUGGGCUUCAACAACAAGCUCAUCACCCAGGACGUGCGCUACCUCGCGCACACCAUCUACAAGUGGCCCCUCCUGCACAAGGACGGCAGCAACACCACCCAGGUCGUCCCCACCACGACCAUCACCCGCUUCCUGUCCACCUUUGCCAUCCGCGUCGACGCGGACACCUUCCGGGUCACCGCCGACAACAUCACCGGGGUGGACUGGACCUCCUCGCAGACUGCUCCCAUUGGCAGUGUUCCUGGUAUCUCGAAGCCCCUGCUGACCAUGGGCAACACCGGUCACUACGAGUACCUCAACGCGGAGAAGAUCUACCUCGCUGCUACCACCGCUGACAAGUCGAUCGCUUUCGUCGAGGGCGCGCAGCACACGAUCGACACCUGCACGGCCUGUGAGAGCUAUCCUGGUCAGUACGGUGAUACGGUCAAGACUGCUUUCAACUUCAUGGACAAGUGGCUGAGCCACCCUGGUCGCUUCAUCUCUGCUUAA